CGCCGAGUACAGUAGCCAAUCGGAUGCGCGUGGAAGGCGGAGCCUCUGUUUCUGGACUUUUCGUCCAUAGCCACACGUGACGCGCUAGAGUCGCAGGCGGAGUGCUGCAUCAGUGUGUACGGACUAUGGAGCUGAAGAUGCGGUUAUGUGUGGCGCUGCUCUCUCUGAGUUUGUGUCUGGGCCUCAUGGGUCACGUGAGGGCACAGGAGGAGGCCGAUGAAAUGGAGAUGGACGUGGAAGAUGCCAUCGAUGACAUGCAAGAGGAAGAUGUUGAGGAAGAGGCACAGCAAGCCCCCACUUCCCCACCAGUGCCCAAGGUGACAUAUAAAGCUCCAGAGCCGAUGGGAGAGCACUACUUUGCGGAGUCAUUCGAUAAAGGAACAUUUCAUGGAUGGGUUUUAUCCCAGGCCAAGAAAGAUGGCAUCGAUGAAGAAAUUGCAAAAUAUGAUGGUAAAUGGGAGGUUGAGGAGAUGAAGGACACUAAACUCCCAGGCGAUAAAGGUCUGGUGUUGAAAUCUAAAGCUAAGCAUCACGCCAUCUCUGCUCUUCUACUGCGACCUUUCACCUUUGACACCAAACCGCUCAUCAUCCAGUAUGAAGUGAACUUCCAGACUGGCAUUGACUGUGGCGGCGCUUAUGUUAAACUGCUGUCUCAAACCCCUGAUCUUGACUUGGAGGAGUUUGUGGAUAAGACUCCAUACACCAUCAUGUUUGGGCCUGAUAAGUGUGGUGAGGAUUACAAACUGCACUUCAUCUUUAGACACAAGAACCCAAAAACUGGCGAGUUUGAGGAGAAGCAUGCUAAGAAGCCAGACGCUGACCUCCGCACAUACUACACCGACAAGAAGACUCACCUCUACACACUGGUGCUGAACCCUGAUAACAGUUUUGAGAUCCUGGUCGACCAGACGGUGGUGAACAGCGGCAGUCUCUUGAAUGAUAUGACUCCCCCCAUCAACCCCCCAGCCGAGAUCGAGGACCCUGAUGACCACAAACCAGAGGACUGGGAUGAGAGACCCAAGAUCCAGGAUCCAGAUGCCGUCAAACCCGAGGACUGGGACGAAGACGCUCCUGCUAAGAUUGCUGAUGAAGAUGCUGUGAAACCCGACGGCUGGUUGGACGAUGAGCCAGAGUACAUCAGUGACCCUGAUGCCCUCAAGCCAGAAGACUGGGAUGAGGAUAUGGAUGGCGAGUGGGAAGCACCUCAGAUCCCCAAUCCCGUCUGUGAAACCGCCCCCGGCUGCGGCCCAUGGGAGAGGCCAAUGAUUGACAACCCCAACUACAAGGGCAAGUGGAAGCCACCAAUGAUUGACAACCCUAAUUAUCAGGGAGUGUGGAAGCCCAGGAAGGUCCCUAACCCAGACUUCUUUGAGGACCUGCACCCGUUCCGUAUGACUCCAUUCAGCGCCGUCGGUCUGGAGCUCUGGUCCAUGUCCUCUGAUAUCUUCUUUGACAACUUCUUCGUAACCUCUGAUCGUAAUGUGGCCGAGCGAUGGGCGGCUGAUGGCUGGGGUCUGAAGAAAGCAGCUGAGGGAGCCGCAGAGCCCGGUCUGGUGAAUCAGAUGAUAACCGCUGCUGAAGAGAGACCCUGGCUCUGGAUAGUCUACGUCUUGACUGUGGCUCUGCCUCUGGUGCUCAUCAUUGUCUUCUGCUGCACCGGAAAGAAGAGCUCAGAGUCCACAUCUGCUGCUGAGUACAAGAAGACAGACGCACCACAGCCAGAUGUGAAGGAGGAAGCAGAGGAAGAGGAAGAGGAAGAGGAAGCCAAGGAAGAGGAACCCAAGGAGGAGUCAGAAGCAAAGAAGAGUGAAGAAGAUGACUCCACAGGAGAAGCAGAGGAGGCCGCAGAAAAUGAGAAAAAAGACGACAAUACAUCCAAUGAGAAAUCAGAGGACGACAUUCUGAGAAGGUCUCCCAGAAGCAGGAAACCGAGAAAGGACUAAUGGACUUCCUGAUUCUAUAUCCCACCAUCCCUCUCCUCUCCUCUCCUCUCCUCCCGGUCCUGCCCCAUGUUCCCUCCCCUCACUCCCACGUCCCGUCCUUCCCCGUUCUUCUUCUCCAUCCUUGCCGCCAUGAUGAUGGUC
This is a messenger RNA of Onychostoma macrolepis, 2084 nucleotides long. It is a transcript of the gene canx, whose product is annotated as calnexin. Bases 126 to 1943 code for a protein of 605 amino acids. The transcript is spliced from 15 exons. Gene Ontology annotation, biological process: protein folding. Gene Ontology annotation, cellular component: endoplasmic reticulum; endoplasmic reticulum membrane. The record is from RefSeq and is a predicted model, not a curated record. NCBI's taxonomy places the organism in Eukaryota, Metazoa, Chordata, Actinopteri, Cypriniformes, Cyprinidae. Gene Ontology annotation, molecular function: calcium ion binding.